AUGGAUGAAAUAAUUCAGCACUUUGAUGAAAGGAACGAAGAACAUUUAUACCAGGUCCACCCAGAAAUCAUCGAGAUAGAAAGACCAGAUCCAAAAAAGAUGCUUAAGAUUAGAUAUGAAGAUAUCGAAACUCGUCCAUCACGAGACUUCAAACUCAUGACAAAUUUCACUCAACAGGAAUUCAAUGCACUCUACAAAAUUGUACAAACUCCACUAGAGAGACAUCACCUCAGAGAUUCAAUGGUUACACCAAAGGAUAAACUACACAUGGUUUUGAAUUACCUUAAAUACAAUGAACCUCUCAAACCAAUGGCAAAAAAUGUAUGGUAUUACAUAUUCAUAUUUACAUGA
Molecule: messenger RNA, 351 nt
Organism: Trichomonas vaginalis G3
Lineage: Eukaryota; Parabasalia; Trichomonadida; Trichomonadidae
Exons: 1
Coding region: 1-351 (116 amino acids)
Source: RefSeq, a predicted model, not a curated record